Echinococcus granulosus is the source of this 405-nucleotide messenger RNA. RefSeq lists its product as hypothetical. The transcript has a single exon. Bases 1 to 405 code for a protein of 134 amino acids. Lineage: Eukaryota; Metazoa; Platyhelminthes; Cestoda; Cyclophyllidea; Taeniidae. The record is from RefSeq and is a predicted model, not a curated record.
AUGGCGCUGCCGGCUGGGAAUUAUUCGGCAGCUGCGAAAAAGUGUCUCGCCGGUAUGCCUUUAUUUGGCAAAAAAGGCAUCUCUCUCGCCUCCACGAGGAAGGCUGCUCUAUUCUUAGUCGUGAAGGCACAUCCUACACGCCUCAUCACCUCACACUACUGCAUCCAUUGCCCCUGGCAGGACCUCAUUCUCCGCACUUUUAAGAGAUGCGACGAUGGGAUCGCAUGGCAGGGUGGGAGGGCGAAGGAGGAGGGCGGAGGAGGAGGGUGGAGGGACAGGAAUGUAAUGCUUCAUCCUCGGCCUACACACUCCCCAAUCCUCUGCUCGUGUUCCUCCAACCUCCAAGUGAUACACGUCGCCUGUUCUUGCCGCCGCCACCACCACCGCCACCUCAACCACCAAUAA